This is a messenger RNA of Capsaspora owczarzaki ATCC 30864, 777 nucleotides long. RefSeq lists its product as hypothetical. Gene Ontology annotation, biological process: protein targeting to vacuole; protein retention in Golgi apparatus. The annotation marks the transcript as partial. Gene Ontology annotation, cellular component: extrinsic component of membrane. NCBI's taxonomy places the organism in Eukaryota, Filasterea, Ministeriida, Capsasporidae. The transcript has 6 exons. The record is from RefSeq and is a predicted model, not a curated record.
AUGCUCGAAAACCUCGUCGCUGGCUUGCUCAACAAGUACCUCGGCCAGUUCGUGCAGGGGCUGGACACCAAGCAGCUCAACCUCUCGCUCUGGAGUGGCAACCUGGUGCUCGAAAACCUUCAAGUGCGCGAAACUGCAUUCAGCGAGCUCGACCUUCCGAUUUCAGUCAAAGCAGGUACCAUCGGCACGCUGACACUGAAAAUCCCAUGGAAGAACAUUACGACCGAUCCCGUCGUUGUGCUGCUCGAUCAAGUGCUGGUUUUGGCAACCCCGAAUCUCGAUCUCGAUUACGACGCCAAGCUCCAAGAACGCAUUGCCGAGCGAUCCAAGCGCAGCAAAAUUGCCGAGUACGAGUCGCUCAAGCUUCAACGCGAGGAGGCGGAACUUGGCGCCCAGGAAAAGUCCGAUUCCUUCGCGGUCAAGAUGGCGACGAAAAUCAUCGACAACAUUCAAGUGAAAAUCAGCAACAUUCACGUUCGACUCGAGGGCGACAAGAUCAACAAUGCGCUUCCUUUCGCUGGCGGCUUGACCCUCGCUCGCCUAGACCUCCACUCGACGGACCAGACGUUCGAGAUCAACUCUUCAAACACGUCGGGCGACUUGUUCUACAAGCUUGCCGUGCUCGACAGCCUGUCGGUCUAUCUCAACACUGCAACCGACAUGCUGAAUGGCAUGGCCGCCGCGCAACUCUUCCCUAAGCUUGCCAAUCAGAUCGCCCGUCGUGAUCACGCGGCUCCCCACAACUACAUUGUGGAGCCGAUUUCUUUUACAGCCGAG